This is a messenger RNA of Centruroides sculpturatus (bark scorpion), 723 nucleotides long. RefSeq names its product zinc finger BED domain-containing protein 5-like. The transcript has 4 exons. NCBI's taxonomy places the organism in Eukaryota, Metazoa, Arthropoda, Arachnida, Scorpiones, Buthidae. The record is from RefSeq and is a predicted model, not a curated record. Bases 1 to 723 code for a protein of 240 amino acids.
AUGAAGAUUGUCUUGUGUUGUGUGUAUGAAGUAUAUAGUGUUCAAAAACGACAAAUAAUCACCGACACGGUUCAAGAAAGUAGAGGCUAUUUGAACUUAAAGAUGAGGUUAGCUUACUUGAGUGAUAUUUUUCUCAAAUUGAACGAGUUGAAUUUAAGUCUUCAAGAUGAACAAUUAAAUAUAUUUAUGGACAAUGAUAAAAUCAAAGCCUUUACAAAGAAAAUAGACUUGUGGUGCUCAUACUGCAAGGAGAUUAAUUUUGCAGCAUUUCCUACUUUAGAAAGUUUUGUUAUAGAAAACAAACGAAAAACUGAGUUAUCAUCUGAUGGAAAAUUAAAAUUUGCUUUCAAAGAGCUUAAAUUGAGUCAUUUUUGGCUAAAAGUUCAAAAUGAAUAUCCAGAAUUGUCUGAUGCAGCUCUAAAGCGAAAAACUGAGUUAUCAUCUGAUGGAAAAUUAAAAUUUGCUUUCAAAGAGCUUAAAUUGAGUCAUUUUUGGCUAAAAGUUCAAAAUGAAUAUCCAGAAUUGUCUGAUGCAGCUCUAAAGGUAUUAUUACCAUUUGCAACAUCUUAUAUGUGUGAGAUUGGAUUGUCCCAAUUUCUCUACUUAAAAUCUAAAUAUCGAAACAAAUUAGCAAUAGAGCCACCUUUAGGACUCAAAUUGAGCAAAAUAGAGCCAGAAAUACCACUACUUGUAAACAAGAAACAGACUCAUAGGUCUCAUUAA